AUGUCGCUAAGAAAAGUGAAGUCCUUACCAUCGUUCAGAUGCCUAGCAGAAGCAGCGAAUCCGUUGGUUAAGGCACCACCUCUUCCUAUUACACUGUUGCAUGAAAAUGCAUGUUCGAGUUUAGGCUCAUCGGCAUCUAACUUUUCAGUUAGAACGGUGCAUAAUACACCUAAGAAGGAACACACUUCACUGAUUUCCAACAAUAAGAAAUAUGCCGCUUUUACGGUGAUGAGUUUGAAAAGUUUAAGAAAUGAAUGCAGGUCUAGGGGGUUGAAAGUAUCCGGUAAGAAGUCGGAACUGGUUGAGAGGAUUAUGGCUUUUGAGUCGGAACGGCAAUCGUCGUUACUGGACAGCCUUAUGAAGAAGGCCAAUACUGAAUAUAAGAGAAAGAUGAGUUCCGCAGCUAGAGCAACGCAAUCCCAUAUAAAUACCACCAGGCCAGUGGAUAAGGUGAAGAUACCUGACAUUGCAGCUACUGAGGCGAUGUCAGAACGAAAGAGGUUGGAUCGUAUGAUCCAGGUACCCUUUUUAAGUAAAGAAGCAGCUGAAAGUACAGCAGCGAAGUUCCAAAAUGGGAUAGGUAAGUAUAAUGGUGCUGGUGCUGUUUCUGAGUUUGAGCAGGAGGGGACGGUGUUAACUGCAAAUGAUGAUCUGCGUAUCGAGUCGCCCAUAGCAGCGAUCAAUAAAAUUGAGAUCCUAAAUGAUGAAGCUGAAGAAUCCAACAAGAACAAUUCAGAGGAACGGGAAUCUUCAGAAUUGAAUUCCAGAGAUAAGAAGUUUUUAUUUGGGUUUACAGCUGCUGUAGCGGUUUGGUGGCUUCUGGGACGCAAGAGGGGGCAACAGAAGAGGGUAUAA
This is a messenger RNA of Eremothecium cymbalariae DBVPG#7215, 855 nucleotides long. It is a transcript of the gene AIM34, whose product is annotated as Aim34p. Lineage: Eukaryota; Fungi; Ascomycota; Saccharomycetes; Saccharomycetales; Saccharomycetaceae. The transcript has a single exon. The coding region runs from base 1 to 855 and encodes 284 amino acids. The record is from RefSeq and is a predicted model, not a curated record.